Messenger RNA from Alternaria triticimaculans, 1116 nucleotides. RefSeq lists its product as uncharacterized. The record is from RefSeq and is a predicted model, not a curated record. Bases 1 to 1116 code for a protein of 371 amino acids. The transcript has 3 exons. Lineage: Eukaryota; Fungi; Ascomycota; Dothideomycetes; Pleosporales; Pleosporaceae.
AUGGACGGCCAGCUUCACCUCCAUGCCGGCCUGGCCGACCCCAGGUCUUUCCGUCCUAACCUCUACAGCUCUCGUUCGGCGACGCGCGUGACGACUGACCCCGAGAAGAAGUCGCAUUCCCACCUGCACAAGCACAAGUCGUCGCGACACCACCACGACCGUCACGAUGACCGUCACCGCCACAGCUCCAGCCGACGCCAUGCGGCAAAAGAGGCGAUGCAGUCAGCCAUCCAGAUACAGCCGCCCACUAGCUUUGGAGACUUGCUGAGGCAGGCGCGAGGGAGCAGAGACACGAGCCCCAGUCACAGUCGCAGGGAGAGCGUCGCACCAGGGCAGGCGGAUGGCAGCGUGCAUGGGAAGGAGGAAAGCACUCCAGGCAUCACCAUCCCGCCGCGGAGACCAAUCCGGCAGGCAGAUGUGGAGCUAGAAGCUAGGAGAGUUGAAGCUAGAGAACGAGACCUUCGUGCGGUUCUCCAGACCCUUUCCGACCAGUCCCUCAAGACGUCGCGCCGUCUAGACGACACCUACUACUCCAUUCUCGAGAAGGUCUCCGUAUUGCGCCAGACCAUCGGAACACUGCAAGAGCUCUCUGGCCUGACCAAAGAGCUCCACGAAAACUUCGAGUCGGACACGACAGAGUUGCUGGAGGAUGUGACUGGCCAAGUGGAAGCCUUUGAUGGCUUCAAGACACAACAGGAGCAAGUGAGCGGGUUGGAAGAGCGCAUCAAGGCGGGUAAAGAGAAAGCCGAUGCACUGACGGCGAGGCUCGAACGAGCGAAAGAGCGUGUCGAUGCGAGGGCCAAAUCGGAAGCGCAGUGGCAGGCGAAGAACACCCAUCGCGUGCGCAUAUUCUGGGCUAUAGUGGGCUUUGUAGCUGCACUCAUACUGGCUCUCGUUUUCUUUCGCCCGUCGCAACCGAUCGACAACCUACACGAACCGAAGAAUACACUCGAUCCUGCGACCAGAGAGGCAAUCCUGAAUGCCGAAAUUCCAGACAUAGCAAAAGAGGCAAUUAUAGGGCCGUCAUCUAGUACUGCAAGUCCAAAAAUGGAGACCCCCGAAGCGCAGCCUGUACUAGAUGACGACGAACGACUGCGCGCAUUCGACGAGUUGUAA